Messenger RNA from Manis pentadactyla (Chinese pangolin), 1497 nucleotides. RefSeq names its product origin recognition complex subunit 6 (gene ORC6). The transcript has 7 exons. Gene Ontology annotation, cellular component: nuclear origin of replication recognition complex. The record is from RefSeq and is a predicted model, not a curated record. Gene Ontology annotation, biological process: DNA replication; DNA replication initiation. Gene Ontology annotation, molecular function: DNA binding. The coding region runs from base 228 to 1151 and encodes 307 amino acids. NCBI's taxonomy places the organism in Eukaryota, Metazoa, Chordata, Mammalia, Pholidota, Manidae.
AGCCAGUCUCUCCACAGUGUGUGAGAUAGGGCGGAGCGGCUCAGAGCAGCUGAGACGCUCCACGGCGGGAAAGAGACAGUAGAACAGAAAGGCAGCGUUUACCGAGCUUGUCUAGAAGGGAGUCCACCCGGUUCACCUGCUUUGGAGCUCUCACUCGUGGCUCACAUGCGCAGAAGAAAGACCAGGAUUGGCUAGUGCGGCUCAAAUUCUUCCCCCGACCAAUCCAGAUGCCGCGGAGGAAUUGGGCCUGGCCCUCACUGGCGGGCGAGGAUGCGCCCGCGGGUUUCGUCCUGUCGCAGCUGCUCGCGCCAGUUGUUCUGGUCUGCGCCAUGGAGUCGGGGCUUGUCCGGCGUUUAGCCCCGCGCCUGGGCAUCACGGAGCCCAAAGUCCUGAGGAAAGCAGAGGAGUACUUGCGACUGUCCCAGGUGAAGUGUACUGGCCUGUCUGCACAUACCACAGAAACCAGCAAUGCAGUCAUGUGCCUGGACCUUGCAGCUUCCUGUAUGAAGUGCCCAAUGGACAGAGCUUGUUUAAUUAAACUGUCUGGCUUGAACAAGAAAAUGUAUCAGAGCUGUUUUAAAUCUUUUGAGUGUUUGCUGGGCCUGAAUUCAAAUGUUGGAAUAAGAGACUUAGCCGUACAAUUUAGCUGCACAGAAGCAGUCAGCAUGGCUUCAGAGAUACUGCAAAGCUAUGAGUCCAGUCUUCCACAAACACGGAAAGCGGAUCUUGACUUAUCCAGGCCUCUCUUCACCACUGCAGCACUGCUUUCAGCAUGCAAGAUUCUGAAGCUAAAGGUGAAUAAAAAUAAAAUACUAACCAUUUCUGGUGUAAAAAAAGCCAUAUUUGAUCGACUGUGUAAACAAUUAGAAAACAUUGGGCAGCAAAUCAACAGAGAGCCUGGAGAUUCAGCUAAUCAACCACGAAAAAAAAGGAAGACAUUGGUUGAACUGCCAGCAAAGGAAACAGAGAAGGUAGAGAUCCCACAUGAACUGCAUAGAGAUGAAGAUCUGACACAGGAUUAUGAAGAGUGGAAAAGGAAAAUUUUGGAAAAUGCUGCCAAAAUCCAAAAUGGUACAGCAGAGAAAUUACAGCUUCCAGACUGCCAUGUACUGGAAGACAACAGUACAUCUGCCAGCUCAAGGAAGAUGUAAGGGCUUUGGAAUUUUGUUAGAACUUUUAUAACAGGGAUCCUAAGACUAUUGACUUUAUAGCAAAGAAUGGGAGCUGAAUUCUGUGCAGCAGGCUGGCCCCUGACACAGGCCAUCAAUUCAUAUAAUCAGCCACUAUGCCUGCUUGGCAUAGCCUUGACUCCCCACAAGUCUGUAUUCAUGCAAAAUGAAAGUGAAGCCAUUUUGCUUUUUUGUUUUGUUUUAAGCAAACGACAGCCUCCUGUCCUGUCCAGAAUGAAACUCAGCCAAGUUUUUGUCCAUGUUCCUUGGUUUGACUGAGUCAGUAUAUGGGAAAGCCUAAAUUAAUAAAUAUUAUUACAUGUGUUCA